GUGUGUUUGAUACACUUAAGUGUUGUGACAUAACGGCCUGUGCGAACCAGAGGGAGCACCGGCGGUCGGCGUCAAAUACUCAUUGCGUUGUCGAAGGGAUUGCUACUCUAUGUGAUUGCUGUGUUGAUGUGUAUAUUGUGUAAAUGUUUAUGAUAUUUACGCCAUCGAAUUACUAAUCUUUUGAAACUCUUUCCUGUAAUAAAAGUCCCAGCGCUCCAGAGGCCAUGGAGCAGCCCGUGCCGGCAUCACCAGGAGCACCCCUCCGGGACGACACCCCCACACAGUCACCCGUCCUCCCAGAGCCCCCGUCAGCCAAGGCCGGCGUCCCCUCCAAGCCGGAGGCCAGCUCCGACGAGAAGGCGCCGGACUCCGGGGACAACGGCGGCAAGGCACGCGUCAAGUUCCCCAAAGGCAAGAAGCGUAAGAAGAGCCAGCGCGACCAGACGGCACCGCGCCAGCCACUCACAGGGUACGUGAGGUUCCUGAACGACAGGCGCGAGAAGGUGCGAGCGGAGAACCCCAACCUGCCGUUCCCGGAGAUCACGAAGCGUCUGGCUGUGGAGUGGAGCCAGCUGCAGGCUGACCAGAAGCAGAUGUACCUGGACGCUGCGGAACAGGACCGCGAGCGCUACCUCAAGGAGCUGCAUGCGUACAAGCAGACGGAGGCCUACAAGCUGUUCAUGCAGAAGCAGGCCCAGAAGAAGCAGCGUGACGACAAGAUGGCGACCGACGCGGCGGCCCACGAGGAGGAGCCGGAGCAGGAAUCCGACAUGCCCGGCUUCGACAUACCGAUAUUCACUGAAGAAUUUUUGGAUCAUAACAAAGGGCGAGAGGCGGAGCUGCGGCAGCUGCGCAAGGCCAACACGGACUACGAGCAGCAGAACGCCGUGCUGCACAAGCACAUAGAGACGAUGCAGGCGGCCGUGGAGAAGCUGGAGGUGGAGACGGCGCAGCAGCGCAGCAACAACCUCGCGCUGCAGCAGCACCUGGACAGCAUGCGCGGCACGCUCGCCUCCAACUUCGCCUCCAUCCCCGUGCCAGGUUCCAACGAGCUGCCGACGGUCGGCAACAUCGACUCCUACAUGGCGCGGCUGCAUGCCGUGCUGACUGACCCGACCGCACGGGAGCGCGAGACUCUGCUGACGACCGUGCGUGCGCUGGUGGCGCGCAUGGACUUCAGCGCAUGACAGCGCCGCUGAGCGGCCGGGCUCCGCGCAGGCGUGGAGAAUGUGCUCUCUACGGUGACUGGACCAAUAGCUGUGUGGAGUGUGUACAUCGUAUACUGAACUUGUCAUGUCAUUGGGUGUUUAAAAUUACAGAUCUCCAAAUACUCA
Molecule: messenger RNA, 1334 nt
Organism: Bacillus rossius redtenbacheri
Lineage: Eukaryota; Metazoa; Arthropoda; Insecta; Phasmatodea; Bacillidae
Gene: Hmg-2
Product: high mobility group protein 20A
Exons: 8
Coding region: 225-1187 (320 amino acids)
Biological process (GO): regulation of gene expression
Cellular component (GO): nucleus
Source: RefSeq, a predicted model, not a curated record